This is a messenger RNA of Meriones unguiculatus (Mongolian gerbil), 1701 nucleotides long. Its product is annotated as E3 ubiquitin-protein ligase TRIM39. Gene Ontology annotation, molecular function: zinc ion binding. Lineage: Eukaryota; Metazoa; Chordata; Mammalia; Rodentia; Muridae. Bases 162 to 1649 code for a protein of 495 amino acids. Gene Ontology annotation, cellular component: nucleolar ribonuclease P complex. The record is from RefSeq and is a predicted model, not a curated record. Gene Ontology annotation, biological process: protein stabilization; negative regulation of proteasomal ubiquitin-dependent protein catabolic process; positive regulation of apoptotic signaling pathway. The transcript is spliced from 11 exons.
AGGCCCCGGCGCGCCGCCGUCUCCCCUCGGCCGCGACUUCCGCUUCCGGCGAGUAUUGUGCGUCGCGCGGCGGGGCGGGGGUGAGGGGAGGAGGAAGGAGGGAGGCAGUGCUCCGGCGGCCCCGCGCCCCGCACUCCGGGACCGGAGCGGGAAGUUAAAUAAUGGCAGAGACAAGUCUGUUAGAGGUUGGAGCCUCGGCAGCCUCCACAGCUGCUGCUCUGGAGAACCUGCAGGUGGAGGCAAGCUGUUCUGUGUGCCUGGAGUAUCUGAAGGAGCCGGUCAUCAUCGAAUGCGGGCACAACUUCUGCAAAGCGUGCAUUACCCGCUGGUGGGAGGACCUAGAGCGGGACUUCCCUUGCCCUGUCUGUCGGAAGACAUCCCGAUACCGGAGUCUCCGGCCGAAUCGACAACUAGGCAGUAUGGUAGAAAUUGCCAAGCAGCUGCAGACGGUCAAGCGGAAGAUCAGAGAUGAGAGCCUCUGCUCCCAGCACCAUGAAGCCCUCAGCCUCUUCUGCUAUGAAGACCAGGAGGCUGUCUGUUUGAUAUGUGCAAUUUCCCAUACCCACCGGGCCCACACCGUCGUGCCACUGGACGAUGCUACACAGGAGUACAAGGAGAAACUGCAGAAGUGCCUGGAGCCCCUGGAGCAGAAGCUGCAGGAGAUCACCUGCUGCAAAGCCUCUGAAGAAAAGAAACCAGGGGAGCUCAAGAGACUCGUGGAGAGCCGCCGACAGCAAAUCUUAAAGGAGUUUGAAGAGCUCCACAGGCGACUGGAUGAAGAGCAGCAGACGCUCCUCUCACGGCUGGAAGAAGAAGAGCAGGACAUUCUACAGAGACUUCGAGAAAAUGCUGCUCACCUUGGGGACAAGCGUCGCGACCUUGCCCACUUAGCUGCUGAGGUGGAGGGCAAGUGCUUACAGUCAGGCUUCGAGAUGCUUAAGGAUGUGAAAAGUACCCUGGAAAAAUGUGAGAAGGUGAAGACCAUGGAGGUGACUUCAGUUUCUAUAGAGCUGGAGAAGAACUUCAGCAAUUUCCCCCGCCAGUACUUUGCCCUAAGGAAAAUUCUUAAGCAUCUAAUUGCGGAUGUGACUCUGGACCCCGAGACAGCUCAUCCUAACCUCGUCCUAUCAGAGGAUCGGAAAAGUGUCAAGUUUGUGGAGACAAGACUCCGAGACCUCCCUGACACACCACAGCGUUUCACUUUCUACCCCUGUGUCUUGGCUACUGAAGGCUUCACCUCAGGUCGACACUACUGGGAGGUGGAGGCCGCACACUGCGUCCUCUCGCAGAACCCCGAGAACCAGGCGCUGGCGAGGUUUUACUGCCACACAGAGAAGACCAUCGCGAAGCGGCUGGUCCUGCGGCAGGACCCCUCCGUGAAGAGGACGCUGUGUCGCAGCUGCUUCUCUCUCCUGGUCCCGGGCCUCACCUGCACGCGGCGCCAGAGACGCCGAAAGGGACAGCGCUGGACAGUGCAGACCUGCCUGACAUGCCAGCGCAGCCAGCGGUUCCUCAAUGACCCCAAGCAUCUGCUCUGGGGGGACCGCCCCGAAGCCCAGCUGCAAAAUCAAGCAGAUUUCAGACCAUCAGAGCCCCCGCCAAACAUAGCCCACCUGCCUAAGGAGAAUGAGUGCAUAGCCUCAGACUAGAAACACCAGUGACGGAUUUAUUCCCAGAUAAAUAAAGUGAAAUUCUGUUUGA